GGAGAGAAAGAAACAACUAACAGGAAAUCCGAAUAAUUGACGUAAACAAGAAAUUUCAACAUAUUCUUAGAAGUUUUGCACACUAAUUUGAGGAGUGGAAAACAAGUGCCGUGUGACAAGAUCCUGAAGUGUGUGUUACGUGAAUCCGAUCACCUUAUCUGCCAUGAGAAUCAGACAAACGACGAGGUGAAAGGAUAGUCAUGGGCGAAAUCACGGAUGAUUCCAAUGACUACCUUACAUGUGGAAAAUGUUUAUCAGAAUUCCCUCUGAAGAACAUAGUAACAUUUAUUGAGCACAAGAAGAAAGACUGUGAUGUCAUCUCCUGUGAUGAAACAGAACCAGGUUUGCUGUGUUCCACUUGUUCUAAAGGAUUUAUGACAGCUGUAGGACUUCUGAAGCAUGCGAGAAUCUCCCACAAUCUGCAGCUUUUCCUGGAGAAUGGAUCAUACAGGAAUGGAAUCCUUUCAUCCCGGUCAAGGGAUGAUGACUUUUUGGAUUUGAACGAUGAUGUCCCAGUAAAUCUAGUUACAAGGUCCAGUGGAGUAUCACCGGAUAGUAUAGAGAUAAACUCUGUUGAAGAGAAGCCCCUCCUCCCUGGACAAGUAACCACACAAGAAAUGUCAGAAUGCUGUCUUAGUGGUCUCUGUUCAACUAUUGAUAAUCCUGCAGUUCCUAUACUUAACAUAUCUCCAAACAGUUCACAAAUUGAAUCUCAGACAAUAACAAGAGAAAACCCAGCACAAUUCAGCAUUGAAAAUCCCCCACCAAGUGUUAUGGUAAAUCCAGUUCAGUUUAAUUCAAACAAUUUUAAUGAAACUAACAUAAGAAAUCCUGAAUCCUCAUACCCUGAGAGCUGUAGUGAUAGUAUAGUGGAAGAGGCAGGCUCUGAGGACAGAGAAAACAUGUCAGAAGAGGUUGUACAGAGAGAAGAUGCUUGUUGUUCCAGUCAGAAAUGUGGGGUCACAGUCAUUCCUGGGACCCAUGAGAGUCUCAAAAAGUGCUGCUAUGCUGUGGCUCCUAAGAAGCGUAAAAGACACAUGGAGACUAAACACAUGCCCUCAUACUGGCGGACAAGAUUUAACAGGAGGCGGAUGAUGAGCAGUAGGGAUGCCUCUUUUAGGAGGCCUGCCAGUAGAAAACAAGGCACAAUCUACAUUGAUUUGAAGCCAGAAAGUGGAGUUGUCACUGCAACCCACUCUGAAAAUGAAUCCUCUUCAGAAACAAGGACUUCAAACUUUGACAACAGUUCUGGAGAAAGUUUAGGGAUACAUGUAACAGGCAUGACAAGGGACUCAACAUCCAAGGCAAAUUCCCAGAAACCUAAUCGAGGCAGUUUCUUCAUUAAGCCAAGACAAGUCUUCUCCAUUCCUAUAUCUUACACUAUUCCUGCACAGAGUAUGGAUACAAACAAGACAGCUAGAUAUGAAACCAAAUCAGUCUCCUCUGAAGAACUUGAACAUUCCAGUGAUAGGUUGACACAAAAGGACCAGAACUCUUCCAUAUCUUCAGCUCAGAGUGAUUAUCUCCCUUCUAACUUAGGCAAUACCUCUACUUAUGUGACAUCAGAAUCGCAAGUUUUUGGUAUUGAUCUUCCAUCCAUUAUCUCCCAGGCCACAAGACAAUUUAAUCUAGUUCCCAGCUCCUCAGAUUGCUGUGAGAUGAGUGAAAAAGACACACAGUACAAUGAGGAUGGAGAUGGAAAACUGGGACGGAAGAGAAGAUACCCUACCACCAAGCCAUACAAGUGUGAUCAAUGUGACAAUGCCUUCAAUCAGAGAAUCCACCUGAAGAAACACAUGAGUAAACACACAGGGAUCAAGCCUUUUAAGUGUCAGCAGUGUGAUUAUUCAACAGUAGAGAGGAGUCACCUGAAAGUUCACAUCAGGAUUCACACAGGAGAGAAGCCUUUCAAAUGCACAUUUUGUGAAUAUGCAACAGCACAAAACAGCACUCUAAAAAUUCACCUUAAACGUCACCAUGGCCGCCAAGGAUCUGGUGACAAAGAAGGAGGGCAUUCCCCUAAAGCCCAACAGUCUGCAGCCAAUCAGAGCAGUGUUACCAUGGAAAUGAGUCAAGAUGGUUGCUUUAUUGGCGAUUCAAAUAAAGAAUCAAUGCAAAAAUCUUAGACCAGAAACCUGUUGAUGGAAAGGCAAU
This is a messenger RNA of Saccostrea echinata, 2154 nucleotides long. RefSeq lists its product as uncharacterized. The record is from RefSeq and is a predicted model, not a curated record. The transcript has 6 exons. NCBI's taxonomy places the organism in Eukaryota, Metazoa, Mollusca, Bivalvia, Ostreida, Ostreidae. Gene Ontology annotation, cellular component: nucleus. Gene Ontology annotation, molecular function: RNA polymerase II cis-regulatory region sequence-specific DNA binding; DNA-binding transcription factor activity. Gene Ontology annotation, biological process: regulation of transcription by RNA polymerase II. Bases 201 to 2126 code for a protein of 641 amino acids.